AUGGGUGUAAAGCUUAUCUUCAUGCUUUGCCAUGAAAUGCUGGGUGCUAUCAAGGGAAAUAAUCUUGCAAACAGAACCUGCCGUGACGUAUGGACAGAGUACCAUGAUAUGGGUAUUGGGGGUGUCAAAGCAGUUGCAGAUUAUAAAGCUUAUACGGCUAGUUCGAUUUUGGAUCUACUUCACUUUGUUGCCUGGAAGAUGAUGAAGCGUGGUGAUGUCAUUUUUCGCAUGGGAUUGCAGAUGAUCUGGAUGAUAAAAAAUAUGACCAUUACAAAUAUUGGUCAUAUGCCUUGGAAACAAAAUGGUCUAGAUGAUAGGGAACAAAUAUAUCUCGUCUCUAUCUCCCUUGCUAUCCCCUUCCUAUUACCAAUGGCACCAGACAUGGAAAUGUUUUCAAUGUAUGGAGUUGGAAUCCCUACUGAGCGAGCGUAUGUCAACAAGUUUAGUCCUGCAGCUGAAUGCUAUAACCUUUUCAGAUUGAUACGACAGCUGAGGGUGGAGAUGAUGGCACUUGUUUGA
Molecule: messenger RNA, 519 nt
Organism: Fraxinus pennsylvanica
Lineage: Eukaryota; Viridiplantae; Streptophyta; Magnoliopsida; Lamiales; Oleaceae
Source: the annotation of a GenBank genome assembly